This is a messenger RNA of Pogona vitticeps (central bearded dragon), 2084 nucleotides long. The record is from RefSeq and is a predicted model, not a curated record. Lineage: Eukaryota; Metazoa; Chordata; Lepidosauria; Squamata; Agamidae.
AGCCAGCAUAGCUGGAGCCAGGUGUGACAGGUUGAUGGAGUAUUCUAGGAAAGAACAUGCCUUCAGCUUAAGACUCUGGGAUGGAUCACAGUAUUACCUUGCAGCACCCUCUCAAAAGCUAAUGGAGGACUGGAUGCAAGCAUUAUAUAGUCACUUGGAUCCAGCAAGGCCUCAGAUAAAACCAUGGGUUUCCACAGGCAGAGGUGCUGCUGAAAAGCAGGUUACGAAAGUUCUCCUUCCCAGGAGAACUCCUUCCUUCAAAAUUAUACAAGAAAAAAGACCUAUGGGCAGUUCUGGUAAAUCAGAAGGAUUACCUCACGCUUUUAGCAUUACCUUUUCUCAGAAUUCUGAAGACUCUGAUGCUUCAUCUGUGACCUCCAUAGUAUCAGAUCCAGCAAUUCAGGGGAUAUCCACUCCAUCAGAUCCCCCACCAAGCUAUGAUGGGUCAGAAGUGUAUAAUGGAGGAGACAAGGGGAUUCUGGAACUGGAAGCUCAAGAAAUCAGAGCUGAACUCACCCCUGAAGUAACCAAAUGUUCAGAUGAUCCUCAAACUCAAGGCCUAAAGGAAUCGGAUGUCAAGAAGCAGAAGAAACGGAAAGAGAAGAAUGUAUUCAAGAAACUUUUUUCCAAAAAAUAAUAUCAGCAAAGGGGAGACAAUGUACCAGUUUCCUUCGAUAUGCCAGCCGGUUCACUCCAUUGUACCCUGCUGCCUUCAGGCUUUGGUAAAACAUGGACAGAGGCAGAGGGUAAUAGUAACACUGAAUUGAUAUUCCAGACAAUAUAAAAAGAACAAAACAGUGCCACUGCCAGUAAUUACUAUGCAUUGCAUAUUAGACCAUGUUCUGCAGGCUAUUUUAAGCUCCAUGCAUUUUGAGGCCAUAAAAGUAGGGCUAUAGAACUGGCCAUUCUGCGCAUGUUCACUGUAGUGGAACGUUUACUAAAGGACAAAGAAGGGAAGACUUUAAUGUAUGAGGAUGUGGUUUGUUUGUAUUUUUAGCCAUAGAGAGAGAGAGAGAAUAAUCACAUGAAAUGGUCUCCAUGAAAAUCUAGGAUGCUUGGGAGAUGGCAGUUGUCUCUGCCCCUGGCAUGACGUCGUGUCUCCAGUCUUACUCCUGACAUCACUAGGGUGAGCAUGAGCAUCUGUGGAGAUGAAGGCAACCUGUGGACCCCAUACAGCCUUCCCAAAGCUAGGAAGUCCCCCCCCCCACUCCUCCCAAGCCAGCUGACCCAGGGAAUGGAAAAGGACAUGGGUUAAGCAAACCCAGAGUCAGCAAUCUAAGUUGGGAAUGGAAGUGUUAAACUGUUGUUUUACUGAUGCUGAUAACAAUGGGAAAAUAGCAGUCUUGGACAGCAUCCUUAGCUAGUGACAGAGCCUCUCGACCUAUGCCCUAAGCUAUCUGAACAUUGCUAAGAUAGCAGCAGGAACACAGCCAUCUUGGAGAAGAUUUUUAAACAGAAGCCAGAGCUGAACUCCCACUUGGAUCAUCCUUCAGUGAUCCAAGUGGGAGAAACUUUAACCACCAAACUCUCUCUCUCUUUCUUUCUCUCUCUCUCUCUUCCCCCACCCUCCCCUGCCCUGACAUAUAGGAACCCUACGUAUGGGAAUCUACAUGAUCAGGAUUCCCAACUGACAAGAAUGCUGUGCUUGUAGAUCUCUCCAUGUGUAGCAUGCCCCUGCGAAGAUAUUACCACUCAGUCCACGGCCAUUUGGGAUAGGUACAGAGAGGCCAUGAUGGUGAGGAAUGGGGCCGGCUGUGCAGUUCCUUGUACACUAGAACAAGAAAUCCCUUCUUGUGAUUAACAUGUAGGUGGCUUUUUGAAACAAUAAUCUUUUUAAGGCCAGUCAAACCAAACCAGGGGUGCCUCUGAUUUCCGGGUGCUUUUGAAAACAAAAAUCAAGUUUAAAGUCUAGAAGCAAAAACAUACCUACAUUUUUUGUUGUUGUUCAAAUGCUCCAAAAUUGUUUCUAAAGAAAACUAGAUUUCAGAGACGGUGUAGAGUGAAAAACAGAUUUUAUUCUGACCUUUCCCUAGUGUAAACUAAUGGCUUUUUUUCAUGUUUCUCUUAAAAUAAAACCAAAUAAA